Molecule: messenger RNA, 2425 nt
Organism: Polyodon spathula (Mississippi paddlefish)
Lineage: Eukaryota; Metazoa; Chordata; Actinopteri; Acipenseriformes; Polyodontidae
Product: lactase-like protein
Exons: 14
Coding region: 144-1811 (555 amino acids)
Biological process (GO): carbohydrate metabolic process
Molecular function (GO): beta-glucosidase activity
Source: RefSeq, a predicted model, not a curated record
UUGCAAAGCGAAAGAGGUAUUUUGUGAAGGUUCAUUUAUUCUGGAUGCUCGGGUAAAUUUCUUGCAUUUCCAGUCAGGACUAAUGCUGAUUGGGUCACAGACGCUUCUGAAAAGUGAACACUGCUUGCCCUCCUGAACUCACAAUGCUGCAGCCCCAUGUGCUGAGCGUUUGCCAUGUGCUUGUGCUGGUGCUGUGUCUGUCUGCGGCUGAGGACUUCGACUGGACAAAGAACGACCGCGGCUCCUUCUAUUAUGGCACUUUUCCAACUGGUUUUUCUUGGGGGGUCGGCAGCUCAGCCUAUCAAACAGAAGGAGCCUGGGAUAAGGACGGAAAAGGAAUGAGCAUCUGGGAUGUCUUCUCCCAUAAAGAGGGGAAGGUGAUCUACAACGAAACUGGGGACUCGUCAUGUGAAGGAUACUACAAAGUUAAGGACGACAUUGCCCUACUGAAAGAGCUGAAAUUAAAUCACUAUCGAUUUUCCAUCUCUUGGCCCCGAAUCAUGCCAACAGGAAUACAAUCUGACCACGUGAAUGAAAAAGGAAUAAAAUACUAUGAUGACUUAAUUAAUCUUCUCUUGGAGAACAAGAUCACCCCCAUUGUGACGCUGUACCACUGGGACCUACCUCAGGUUCUCCAAGAAAAAUAUGGGGGCUGGCAAAAUCUAAGCAUGAUCAAUUACUUUAAUGACUAUGCCAACCUAUGUUUCGAGAGGUUUGGUAAUCGUGUGAAAUACUGGCUUACUUUUAACAACCCUUGGUCUGUUGCUGUUGAAGGAUACGAAACAGGAGAGCAUGCGCCUGGGAUGAAGCUGAGAGGAUCAGCACCAUACAAAGCAGCUCAUUAUAUCAUCAAGACUCAUGCCAAAGUUUGGCACACUUAUGACAACCAAUGGCGCAGCAAACAAAAAGGCAUGGUUGGCAUUUCCCUGAACGGUGACUGGGGAGAGCCUGUUGACAUUACAAGCCAGAAGGACAUUGAAGCCGCUGAAAGAUACAUCCAGUUUUACCUUGGCUGGUUCGCAACCCCAAUUUUUAAUGGAGACUAUCCACAAGUGAUGAAAGACUACAUAAGUAGGAAGAGUGCACAGCAAGGCCUGGGAACCUCAAGGCUGCCGACCUUCUCAUCCCAGGAAAAGAGCUACAUCAAGGGAACAUGCGAUUUCCUUGGAAUCGGGCAUUUCACUACACGCUACAUCACACAGAAAAACUUCCCAGCCAGUCAAGGCCCCAGCUACUUCACUGACAGGGACCUGGUGGAGCUGGUGGACCCCCGGUGGCCUGACCCUGGCUCUGAAUGGUUGUAUUCUGUGCCGUGGGGAUUCAGGAGCUUGCUCAAUUUCGUGAAGACUCACUAUGGAAACCCCAUGAUCUAUGUGACAGAGAAUGGAGUGUCUGAAAAGAUGACUUGUACGGAGCUUUGUGAUGAUUGGAGAAUGCAGUACUUCAAGGAAUACAUCAGUGAGAUGCUUAAAGCGAUGAAGGAUGGUGUGAAUGUGAAAGGUUACACUGCCUGGUCCCUGCUGGAUAAGUUUGAAUGGGAUGAGGGUUACUCCGAGAGGUUUGGAUUGUACUAUGUUGAUUUUAGAAACAAGAAUAAACCACGCUAUCCAAAGGCCUCUGUCCAGUACUACAAAAGGAUCAUCAGUUCAAAUGGAUUCCCGAACCAGAGGGAGGCUGAAAACUGGUAUCGCAAGGCAAUAGAGAGCUGCUCUGCAAGUAAUCAACUUCUUGCUGCAGCUAGAAGAAAGUCCAAGGAAAAUAAGGAACAUGCAGAAAUGCCAAAGGUUUGGCCAGUGCAUGAUGAAGUUUAGGUACUAGGGCUCAACUUAAAGAAAAUAUGUCCUGAGACUUAAAGGUUUCUUAAAAUCUAGAAAUCAAUGGCUUGGUUUUAAUUAAGAAAUGGACAAAAAAACAAACAAAAAAAACACAUACAUCAAAUGUCAAUAUCUGAAUAACUGGAAUUAAAACAAACCACAAAGAGAUACAGUCUGACUGAAAACAUUGUUAAUUAGAGAUUGGACAAAUAAGAAACUGCCAUAUAAAAAGGGUGUGGUAUAUGUUUUUUAUGCUGUGUUUUUACUAAAUGUUAAUUUAUUGAUUGAUUGAUUUAUUUGUAUUAACAAUUAACUCUUUGAGGGCUUUUGGUUAUUUCCUUUGUGUUAAAAGUCUGCGUCCCUAGAAUAUGUAAAAAAAAAAGUUAAAAGACUGUUAAAAUGAUAAAAGUAAGAAAUAGAAAUUAAGCCACAAACGUUUAUAAAGAGCUACAUACAUGUGUAAUUCUGUAUAUUAUCAGUACCACCUACAGAAAGACCCAGUGAUUGGACUUCCUGUACAGCAACUGGUUGAUGAUCACAGUCCUCAAAGGGUGAAUGUACUACUUCUAAAUACAAAAUAAAUGUCAUUUUAGUAAUUGAUUUUCUCCUUU